ACGUCGUCGGAUAUUGCGUCGCAAACUUCGGCUACUGCUGUCGUAGGGGCACAUAACAAAACAAUAGCGACCGAGUUACGGUUUUGUUUCGCUUCCUUACGGAACACAUUUUCGUUUUGCUAUUUUAAAUGGCCGUGUUCGUUGAUCCGUGUUCUGAACGUACCGAAACGAAUGCACGCAGUGUUUACGCCGGGACUUAAUGACUCGAGAGACAGUAUUAGCUUAAGCAUUUAGUCAUGUAAUUAUUUAUAAUUUUAAAUUAUUAUUAUGUACCUACUACCAGUGUGAUAUUAAUGUUACGACGUAUUUUUUGUUAAUUUUUUAAAAAAUAACAAGUGGGUAUUUUCGUUAAUUUUUUUUCAUUUUUAAAUCUUAAACUGUUUUGCGUUGCGUUUACUACGCAAAAAUCGUGCCCAUUAUUCAAUAAGCGCGCGUGUAUUUAUUAAACACAGUACGUCACAGAAACAUUCUAUACUAUAGUUGUCUUUAUCCGUAUACAAGCAUGAUAAUUGAAAUGAAGCCAGUGCCUGUGAAAAAAGAUCAACAGAAACAGAACAAGUUGACUAAGGAAAUCCUCGAUGACCUUAGCUGUCGUUUUAUAAUUAAUGUUCCUGAAGAAGAACGGCAAAAUUUAAUACGGAUAUGUUUUCAAAUUGAGCUGGCCCAUUGGUUUUACAUCGAUUUUUAUUGUGAUGGACAUAAUUUAAAACCAUAUGGCAUCAACCAAUUUGCAUUGCAUAUGUUUCGACAUAUACCGUUUUUAAGAAGUCAAGAAUCCCAAGUUUUAGAAGUGCUUAAAGAAUGGCGUGAAUAUAAAAGAUCAGUGCCAACAUAUGGUGCUAUUCUAUUAAAUGAAGAUAUGACACAAGUAUUGUUGGUCCAAAGUUAUUGGACCAAAACUUCUUGGGGAUUCCCAAAAGGCAAAGUAAACCAAGAUGAGGAUCCUUUGAACUGUGCAGUUAGAGAAGUUUAUGAAGAAAUUGGUUACGACAUUAGCAAUAGCAUUAAUAAAGAUGAAUACAUAGAAACAGUGUUAAAUGACCAGAUUAAUAGAUUAUAUAUUGUUACUGGUGUUAGUAUGAAAACAAAAUUUUCUCCACAAACCCGAAAUGAGAUUGGAUCAAUAGAAUGGUUUAUGUUGGAUAAAUUGCCAGCAAAUAGAAGAGAUCAUAUAGCUACCAAAAGUUUAAAUCAGAAACAUUCCUUUUACAUGGUAUUACCUUUUAUCAGACAGUUGAAGAUUUGGGUGGUUAAAAAGAAAGCAAAAGGAAAACAAAAUGCCAAGCCUCCUAAAAAUUCUAAACAAUCUAAGAACUCUAAACAGUCUUCUAAGAAUUCUAAAUCCCCUUUAAAUCCUAAAACAUUGGUUAAGAAUCCUAAAUUAGUGUCUGAAAAUCCUAAGUCGGUGUCUGAUAAUUCAAAAUUACUUCCUGAAAAUCCUAAAUCGGUGCCUAAACCUAAAACGCCUCCUAACUCUAUAGAAUUGAUUGAUCCUGCCAUCAUUUUUACACCAGAAAGAAAAAAAGAAAAUCCAAUUUCUCUUACGUCUCAGACACAAGAAUUUUUUGCCAUGUUCCCUGAACGAUAUAGUUCACCAAAAACUCCCAUCGUAGCAUCAAACCUUACCACUACUCAGCAACUUACCCCUACAUCGACUACAGAUGAACCUAAUGCUAUUUCAGAAGCCAAACUUAAAGAAUUCUUUGCCAUGUUCCCUCAAUGUUUGGAUGUCUCUAAAACGCAAAAUACGCAAAAAGAGACUAGUACAGUUGUUAAGACGACUGAAAGUAAAAGCAGAAUCAAGAAAACAAAUCCCUGGCCAGAGUUCAAAUUUAAUACAGCUGAAAUAAUGAAAUAUUUUUAAACACACUUCGACUUCUCUCAUCAACAAUUAUCAACAACUACUUGUAAAUGAUUGCAAUAUGUAAUUUUUUUUUUUUUUUUAAAGAAAACAUUUUUAUUUUAAAAUUCAUUUAAAUUCUUCUAAUCAUUUCAUUUAAUAGUUUUUCAAAGUAAAACUAAGUGACAUUAUUAUGUUUUUUCUAUCUAUUUAUCAAAGUAAAUAUCAUAAGAUUAAAUUUAUUUU
Molecule: messenger RNA, 2086 nt
Organism: Sipha flava (yellow sugarcane aphid)
Lineage: Eukaryota; Metazoa; Arthropoda; Insecta; Hemiptera; Aphididae
Gene: DCP2
Product: m7GpppN-mRNA hydrolase
Exons: 7
Coding region: 503-1864 (453 amino acids)
Biological process (GO): nuclear-transcribed mRNA catabolic process, nonsense-mediated decay; deadenylation-dependent decapping of nuclear-transcribed mRNA
Cellular component (GO): cytoplasm; P-body
Molecular function (GO): 5'-(N(7)-methylguanosine 5'-triphospho)-[mRNA] hydrolase activity; RNA binding; manganese ion binding
Source: RefSeq, a predicted model, not a curated record